Chrysoperla carnea is the source of this 1524-nucleotide messenger RNA. RefSeq names its product sodium/potassium-transporting ATPase subunit beta-1-interacting protein (gene NKAIN). The transcript is spliced from 6 exons. Gene Ontology annotation, biological process: regulation of sodium ion transport. The coding region runs from base 153 to 1358 and encodes 401 amino acids. The record is from RefSeq and is a predicted model, not a curated record. Lineage: Eukaryota; Metazoa; Arthropoda; Insecta; Neuroptera; Chrysopidae.
CUGACUCUUAAAAAAUUUCUAAAACAAUUUCAAGUUGUCACUUUUAAAAGUACAAACAAACAAGCAAAAACGAAUUAAAACAGCCCUAAAUAUGAUAAGAUAUCGUGAAAAAAUUGAUUUUAAUUAUUUACGUUAAAUUAAGUUGCGAUGACAUGGGAAUUUGUGCAAGGCAUACAUUAAUAGCUACAUGUAUUUUACAAUUGAUUACAACAUUUGAACGCCAAAUAUUCGAUUUUCUUGGUUUUAUGUGGGCACCGAUUUUGAUUAAUUUUUUUCACAUAAUAUUUAUUAUUUUUGGAUUAUUUGGUGCCUUUCAACAUCAAUUUAAAUACGUUAUUAGCUAUUGUAUUUGGAAUGUGAAUGCUCUUGCUUGGAAUAUUUUUGUAAUCUGUUUUUAUUUAGACGUAGGAAUUUUGGAUAAGAAUAGCGAUACUUUAAAUUUGGGAACUGGAAGUGUAAGUUGGUGGGAAGCAAAUGGAUAUGGUUGUAAACCAUAUUAUUUACCAAAUAUUACAAAUGAAGAUAUUUAUAGACCAGUACGACCUGACUAUGUAACUGGAUGUUUAUUCGAUUAUACAACAGUUGAAAUAAUUCAUGCUGCAAUACAAGUUAGUUUAGGAGUCAUUGGCAUAAUAGCUGGUAUUUGUUGUGGCCGUGUAAUUUUAAGAAAUCGACAAGAAGGUCAAGCCGGUUCAAGCAUAUCAUCCAGAAAAUCACCAAAAAAAACAUCCCUUUAUUCUAUAGAAUUUAGUACUCAACGUGACGAUUCACGCGCAUGUGGUAAUGACAGUGAUACACUAGAUUCAGAUAUGAAUAUGCCAAUGGCAUAUCUACAAAAUACAAAACCAAUGACACCACGACGUGUAAAACGACGUAGUGUUAUGACACGCGGCCAUCCGCAUCAUGGUAACUCAUUACGUAAACAUUCACAUGGAGGUAGUACACGAUCUCAUAAUUCAUCCACAAGUGUACGAUCUUCACAGCGUCGACAAAAUCCUGUUACGCAAAUUCUGGAUCAACAGCUACGAAGUAAUACACUAACAUCAACAUGGCAGAGAAACGGAGGCCAUACAAAUCCUACAUAUCAACAAUCGUCAAUACAAUCGUUAAACGAACAGACAGAAUAUGAGUUGUAUAAUAAUAGACCUCCAUCAGCCAGAUCAAGUUAUUCAAAUUAUCAUGGUUCGAGAUAUAUUUCAUCUGGUCACACGUAUCAAAAUAAUCAAGCAACUCCUCAAGCUCCUAUUAAAAGGGAUCGCCAAAGACAAUCAUUGAGGUCUAUGGCCUUUUUGAAUAGUGGACCACCUGCGUACACUUUACAAGGAUCUAAUCAAUUAGAUUCUGAAACAACUAUCUAAUUUUUUUUUUGUAAUUCGAAUCUUUUUCAAGUUUAUUUGUUCACGUUUUAUCAAAAAAAUCAUAAAAUUUUUGUAAUUAAAUUAGGGGAGAGAUGUGUUUAGACAAGCAAAAGCUUACAUCUUUAAAUAAUUAAGAAUGUAUGAGCAUGGCAACAAUAAUUUAUUU